GUGUUCACUGUUCAGUGUAGUCUCGUUUAACUUGAUGUUAGGAUGUGUACCGAAUAGUGCCUUUAUUUAUUUUAAUAAAAUAAUUCGACUUUAUUUUCUUUUAUAUACAAAAUGUUUUAUGCAUAGCUAAAGUUGAGUGUAAUAUUAUGAUAGUGUGAUAUAAAAAAACAAGCGAUUUGUGGCAAUAUGUAUAGGUGUUACAGUGUUUUUGUGCAUUGCCUUCUUGUGAGUUUAAUUUUAUUAGCUUUGACAAAGGACUGCGUCGAGUCUCUGGAACUAAGAAAACCGGCGGCGGAAUUUAGACGACACACUCUAGUCAGACCAUUACUGCAUCAUGCGAGAACGAAACGGCAGAUAACGUCUACUAAGGACACGGCGGGUAUUCACCAUCCCGAAUUGACGUUAACCAUAACUAAAGGAGAGGAAGACUAUGUGCUGGACCUUCGGCUGAAUGACCAAGUAGUCGCAGGUGAUCACGUGGUCAGCUACCAGAAAGAUGGGAAAACUGUACUACAUAAACCUAGCAGAGAGGAACUGAACAUAUGUCAAUAUAGGGGUACGGUAAGAGGCCGAGAGGGGAGUACUGUAGCGAUAUCCACCUGCCAUGGGUUUAGCGGAAUCAUAUUCGACGGCAAAAAGUUAAUGUACAUCGAACCGGCUGAAGAUAACAAUCUGGACUCCCAACACUACAUUUACGACCAGUCGGACUUGAAGAGCAACUUCAAAUGCGGCUACGAGGGCGGUGUGACCAGCAAUAAAAGCUAUGACCCGGAUCUAAUGGAGAAAUAUACUUCUGAGCAGAAUAUUAAAAAAAUUCGAGCAUCACGGUACAAGCGAGAGACAUUCGAAGACACCCAAGUCCGUGGACCAUUCAAUGCCAACAAGCUUUCACGAUACGUGGAACUCGUGUUGGUGGCUGAUAAUCGUGAGUUUAAAGUCAACGGAGAAAGUCUGGAGCUGCUGCACCAUAGGUUUAAAGACGUUGCCAAUAUUAUUAAUUCGGUAUACGCUCCACUAAAUAUUUUCAUAGCGCUAGUCGGUAUAGUGGUCUGGAGUGAGAGAGAUGAAAUCAAGCUAGAGGAGGACGGCGAUAAGACGUUGACUGCCUUUCUGCAUUACCGACGGGAUCGGCUUUUGAGGGAUAUACCGAAUGACAACGCCCAUUUGUUGACGCAGCAAAAAUUCAAGGAUGGCGUAGUGGGGAAGGCGUUAAAGGGCCCGAUCUGCACCUACAAUUUCUCUGGGGGUGUGGCCACGAACCACUCCAACGUUAUAGGCCUUGUAGCGACCACCAUUGCCCACGAAAUGGGGCAUAACUUCGGCAUGGAGCAUGACACGGAGGCAGAUUGCAAAUGCCCAGAUGAAAAGUGCAUUAUGAGCCCUUCCAGUACAUCUGUGACUCCGACGCAUUGGUCCUCUUGCAGCCUUAGAUCGUUGGCUUUAUCGUUUGAGAGGGGAAUGGAUUAUUGUUUACGGAACAAGCCAAAAAGUCUCUACUACUCGCCAACAUGCGGCAACGGCUUUCUCGAGCCGGGCGAAGAGUGCGACUGCGGUCUGAUCCCUUUGGCCGCGUGUACGUCCUGCUGCGAUCAUUACACGUGCACGUUGCGACCUAACGCUACGUGCGCGGUUGGAGAGUGUUGUAAUACGGAGACUUGUAGACCGAAGUCAGCUGGUACAGUAUGUCGCAGUGCAGACAAAGAGUGUGACCUACCCGAAUUCUGUACGGGCACUUCGGAGUUCUGCCCUAAAGACGUUUACAAGAUGGAUGCCACACCUUGUUCUGAUAAUCGAGCGUACUGUGUUCGUGGCUCGUGUCGUACUCAUACAGACCAAUGCAAGUUGCUUUGGGGUUCCACUGGGGAGAGCUCAGACCAGCGAUGCUACUACUCCAUGAACGUUAAAGGGGAUAAAAACGGAAAUUGUGGAUAUCGGCGCGAAGACACAUCAACAUUCUUCAGAUGUUACCCGCAGAACGCACUGUGCGGUCUACUGCAGUGCAAACAUCUCAAUGAGAGACUGGAGUUCGGCAUGGAGUCUGUCUCAUUGCUGUCUGCGACGUUCAUCAAUAAUAACGGCUCAAUUCUACCCUGUCGCACCGCCAUGAUUGAUCUUGGCCUCAGCGAUGUUGAUCCCGGGAUGGUCCCGGAUGGAGCCAAAUGUGGAGAUAAUAUGAUGUGUCUGAACACCAAGUGCGUCUCAGUAGAGGAUGUAAUAGCGAAUGUGGCAAAGAAGAAAACCGCAGACUGUCCGUCCAAUUGCUCCGGGCAUGGUGUAUGCAAUUCUGAAGGUCACUGCCAUUGCGAGCUCGGCUUUGCCCCACCACUUUGCGCUUUGCCCGGUCCAGGCGGCUCCUACGAUUCCGGACCUGCUACUGAUUCCAGUCUGCAAAGAAACUUCAUGGUGGCGAUGUAUGUCAUCUUCCUCGGAAUUCUGCCGAGUAUACUGGUCAUACUAUUCCUUAUGUACUACUCGCGACAUAACGUGCUGCACUGGUGGAAGAAACCGAGGAAAACGAUUCCAUCUCCAAAAAAAUCCAGUCUGCAACGUCGCUUAUCUAGAAGCGCCAGCAAAUUCGCAUCAAAUUUCCAAAACACCACUCCUAACAACGCCCAAGCUAUCAGCGUUCAUACUCUUUCAAAUCCAGAUGAUAUGAGCUCAUCCCUGUUACGCAGUGACUCCGAUCACAGCCCCGCCGGAAACGUCAACCCCUCCGUUACCUUCUUUGGGAAUUUUAAAGGCUUCUCCCUCACACCAUUGGACAAAAACAGUGAGAAUGACACAUCGACCGCCACCGAUCCGAAGAAGAGCGCAAAAAUUACUCCCGUCCAUAGAAGUGGUAGCAACAGUCAAAAUAUUGGCCAAUUAAAACCAGUCUUACGAUCAGCUCCACCGUUACCGAUCGUGCCAACCACUACCAGAACAAGCCCCAAAACUAGUCCGUCGAUAAAGAGAACUAAUAGUUCGGUACAAAAUCGCAUUAAAGCGUUGAUGAAUUCUGAAAAGAAUGACGAAGUUGUUAUAUCAAAUCCUGCUCCGAGGCCUGUUAUUUCCAGUCCCAUACUUGAAGCGUCGACUUGCACCGCUAAAGAACUAAUUUCCCCCCUUCAAGGGUCCAAAACAUUAGGUCCAAUACGUGCAGCUCCAACCGUCCCAACUAUGACUCCAGAUUUACCUAAAAGACCUCUAAGCAUGUAUUCUGCAGGAAAUGUGCCGCAAAAACCAUUACCAGAAGAACCCAAAAAGGUUAAAGAAGGCAUAUCUUUGAAUAGAAUUGCAUCAUUCCUGAAACACGAUAAGCCGAAAGAAAAAGAACGAAAUCAGGUGGAAAGGAGUCAUUCGUUACCAAAAAAUCCGAACCAUCUAGUCAAAGUACCGAAAGCGGUAGAAAAGGUAGCUUUACGGAAUUUGCAAAUAUCAAACCCGAUUUUACAAAAGGGUAUUGAAUUGCCGAAGGGUUCAGUUCCUGUUGUAUCCGACUCUGACGACGCUGAUGACUCUAAAGCCUUUGUAAAUCGAGCCCAAAGUAUGCGAGCCCCGGCAUCUCAGAAACCAACCCUACAGACAUUUGCAUCGAUGAGGCAAGCACCGGGUGUACCGCGGCCCUUAUCUGGAGUCGGUAGACCUACAGCUCCACCUCCACCUUUGCCUAGUUCGGAAAAAGAAACUUCAAUAUAUCAAAGCCCUAAACCGACCGAAAUUAGAUCAACAGACUAUGUUGACUGUAUAGAAGAAAAGUCAGCUCCUUUAGCCCAUAUUGACGAAGAAUCCAGCGACAAUAUUUACGCUAUUAUCGAAGAGAGCCCAGAAAAACACGCGAAAAACUUUCCUGCCGUUUCUCAUCCGAUAAAAACGGCUCCCCAGGAACCGCCCGUCGGUUACAAUACACCGAAACCUAUAACUUCUAAUUCUGGAAGCACGGAAAGCAUGGGCUUACUCGGAGAAAUAGUCAACGAAAUACAAAAUCGUAACUUCGACUCCAUCUACUCGACGUCAACCCUUGCGAGAAAAAAGGAGAAAGAGAAGAAAAAUGCACAGAAUAGAGAUAGCACGUACAUGAAUACUGAUUACAAGACGCCAGAGAGCGUCUAUAGCAAUUCUGGUGCCAAGUCAACAACGAGUAGUGGUUACUUACACCCGUCAGCCGUCAACGUACCCACUCGUAUGCAAGAAGACGUCAUAGAAAAACCACCCUCCCCCUCCUUGAAAGUUAAUUCAAAAAUACCUACUUUCUCCAGACAAGUCACCCCACCGGGCUUGAGAUCAACUAGUACGUUUAAAACUGUACCAUCCUCGCCAAAAGCGAUUUCAAAAAAUAUUCCCCCAAAAAAUACCAACAGCCCUGACGUUGUAUCAAGUUGUGUAGAUACCAAAAAUAUUAAGGCCCCCGACGUGAUCAACAAUAACAAGGUUGAACCGCCAAAAGUCGCGUCUAAACCUAGUGUAACUAAAACUGAUAAUCGACCACCUUUAAAACCUACGCCAAUGGAGAAAAAACAGACAACAAAACCUGUUUUAAAGCCAGUCAACUCUGCCUCUAAUAUAAAAGGCGUAGACAAAAAUCCAAUUAGUAGGGUCAAUUCGAAAACAGACUCUGUUAAAACAAUAGCGGAUAAUUUAAAUAAAAAUCGACCGAAAGUCGUACCGAAACCGAGUAAUUUAGUUCAAAGAACAGAUUCAACUGUAAAAUCGAAUUCAACGAAACUGAUGUCGAAACCGUCUAAUGUUGCCAGUUUACAGCAAAAAUUUGAAAAUAGAAAGUCAAUAGGCAAAGAAAUUUCCACUGGAAAACAAUAGCUAUGGUUAUUUUUAUGAGAGUAAUUAUGGAACAAUAUUUUUUAUAUUUUCAUGAGAAGGAUUUCAGAAAGUUUUUUAAAUGAAUGGAUUUGAUUCAUUAUUGUAUGGAUUAUAAAAAUGAAAAAUUAAGACUGUUGUGUGAUGAAAUUACUAAAAUUAUACUACAAUUAAGUUAUGAUAUGCAGUUGUAGAAAUUCUAGUCGAGUGUAUUUUUUAAAUUCAGUUUAGCAGAUGACUUAAUUUUUUGACAUAAUAAUAAUUUUUCAUUAACUUGAAGUACUUGUUUUUGGCCGCUUAUAAAUUUAUCUAUAAACGGAAGCUUUUGCUUUAUAGUUAUUCUUAUUAAAAUAAAAGUGUUCAUAUUUUGAUAUCAAAAGCCGUAGCCGUUUUAGUGAAAUUUGUAAUAAGUUUGUACAUAUUAGAUAAGUAGUAGUAUAAUAGAACCAAAAGACGAAAUAAUUGUGACCCUCGAGGAAUUGCACACAUGAACUGUUUUACAGGUUUAGACAUUACAUGGAGAUUUCGUUCUGUUUCCAUAUAAACUAGUCUCCUUAUUUUAAAAUUUAACUUGGUUUGGAUAAAAUCCCUUAACUGGCAAUGUUUAAUAUUUCAAUUCUUUACAAGCUUGCGUUAACGUAUACGUAAUAUAUUAUAUUCUUAAGGUCCUAACAUCAUGUGUUGCAAUACCUUUCAUAUGGAUCUCUGUAUAUAUUCCUCGUAGGUAUAACGAAACGUUAAGUGUCUUAAAGUACGAUUGAUUUGUAUUUUUAUAUAGAAGAGUGAUAUGCGUGUUGAUAUAAUAAAAGAUAAUUAUAUUAUGGUGCUAGCACAGUUAACCAGAGAUUUAAAAAUGUAUUAAAGUUACAAGUGUUGUAUUUAUUUCAUUUACAAUUUCGAUCGCAGGAAAAACGACAAUUUUUACAGGAAAUGGGCAAAUUUGCUUCAAAAUUAUUACAAGAUUUUGAUAAUAUUAGGGAAUAAAUCUUGCCUCCGAAUUGUAUGAUACAGAAGGUAACUAUAUUUUUAAAUCUCUGGUUAUAUAAUUUGACAGCGUAGAAAGUUAGUACAACAGAGAUAAAGGCGCUCACACAUUAUUGGAAAAUUCUUGUUUAGUAUUUGCUUAUAUUACCUAUACUAUUUACUGAUAGAGCAAUGCAAAAACUUUUUAAUAUGUGUUAUGAUAUUGUGUGUUCACAGUCAUUACGUUUUAUUCCCAUAUACAAUUACACCGAGAAGCAUACAAAAAUGGCUUAAUAUUUUAUCUUGUUUGGUUGAAUAUAGGAAUAGAAUGUGCCAUUCGUCCAUAUUAUGUAAAUUCACUGCCAGUGUACAAAGUUGGUGCUCUUUAAGAAAGCAAUAGAACAUAGAAAUGUUUAUCAGAAUUCAUUAUGAUAAAAAUGCGAUAAAGUAUAGAAUAGUUACAUUCUCCACAAACCAUUAUUAUAAGUCAAAUAAUUAACAAUAAGGUGAGAAGUAGAAUAUUGACAAGCCUUUGGCAUAGUUUCUGCUAGUUAAUCUUGCUAUUGCUAAACAUAUUUUAAAAAUUUCUUAAGAUUUCAAAUUAUUUAAUACAUAAGCCAUAUGUACAUAUGCAUUACAGUAGAUAGGUACAUAAUUGGUUGUGUUAUAUUUUCAUUUGAUAUUUAUUAUUUCUAAUUUUUACAAGUCUAGCUAUCUACUUAUCUUAAUCUUUUUUUAAGUACAUAAUUUGUAAAUACAACCAAAGAAAUUGUAUUUAAGAGUGAUUUUCGACUAGCAUUUGUGGAAAGUAUUCAGUGUUGGUAGCAAGUUUGACUUUUAUUUAUAAAGAAGACUGUUAUUAUUUGGCACCUUUUGUCACAAAGUAGUGACAUAAUUUUGAUUAGCUUAUAAUUAUAUUCAGCAAUAUAAAAUGAUUUAUUGAAA
Pieris napi is the source of this 6702-nucleotide messenger RNA. RefSeq names its product disintegrin and metalloproteinase domain-containing protein 12 (gene Meltrin). Gene Ontology annotation, molecular function: metalloendopeptidase activity. The transcript has 17 exons. Gene Ontology annotation, biological process: membrane protein ectodomain proteolysis. NCBI's taxonomy places the organism in Eukaryota, Metazoa, Arthropoda, Insecta, Lepidoptera, Pieridae. The coding region runs from base 187 to 4797 and encodes 1536 amino acids. The record is from RefSeq and is a predicted model, not a curated record.